This is a messenger RNA of Ilex paraguariensis (yerba mate), 2172 nucleotides long. NCBI's taxonomy places the organism in Eukaryota, Viridiplantae, Streptophyta, Magnoliopsida, Aquifoliales, Aquifoliaceae. The record is from the annotation of a GenBank genome assembly.
GAAGGUAGAAAAACCAGUUAAGCACAACCACAGCCAUACGUGGGCGGAAACAACACACCCAACCAGAGCCAUUCAUUGAGUGUGAGGCUAUCCUAUCUAUCAUCAAAAAUCUAAUCCUCUCUGUCCCUCCCACUUAAACUUCCUUAUCCCUCAGCCUCGAGACUGUAUUGCCAGUUUCCAUCACAAAACUGAUCCAGCUGACACCAAAGAAGCCAGCAUGGCUUCGGUUGCUCUCUCCCUGGCCAAUUCCUCUCUCCAGGUGAACAAUAAAGGGUUCUCCGAAUUCGCAGGGCUUCGCAGCUCAGCUACCUCUCUUUCAUUCUCUUCUACGAAAGCUUCUGAUGAUUUGUUCUCUGUUGUUGCCUUCCAGACCUCGGCUUUUGGAGGAGGGAUCAACAAGAGGGGAGUGGUGGAGGCGAAGCUGAAGGUGGCCAUUAAUGGGUUCGGUAGGAUCGGUCGAAACUUCUUGAGGUGCUGGCAUGGGAGGAAGGACUCCCUACUGGACGUUAUAGCCAUCAAUGACACUGGAGGCGUGAAGCAAGCCGCCCACCUCCUCAAGUACGACUCCAUCCUUGGCAUCUUCGACGCUGAUGUCAAACCUUCCGGUGACGCUGCCAUCUCCGUUGAUGGAAAGAUCAUUAAAGUUGUCUCUAACCGCAACCCCGUCAACCUUCCCUGGAAGGAUUUGGAGAUUGAUUUGGUCAUAGAAGGGACAGGAGUGUUUGUGGAUAGGGAUGGUGCAGGAAAACACAUACAAGCAGGUGCCAAAAAGGUGCUCAUUACAGCCCCAGGGAAAGGGGACAUUCCCACCUAUGUUGUGGGCGUCAAUGCUGAUGCAUACGACCCUAAGGAGCCUAUCAUCAGUAACGCUUCUUGUACUACCAACUGCCUUGCACCUUUUGUCAAGGUUCUUGACCAGAAAUUUGGCAUCAUAAAGGGAACGAUGACCACGACUCACUCUUACACCGGAGAUCAAAGGCUUCUUGAUGCAAGCCACAGGGACCUUAGACGUGCACGAGCUGCAGCUCUCAACAUAGUACCAACUUCGACUGGUGCAGCAAAAGCAGUGGCCCUUGUCCUACCCUCCCUUAAGGGAAAGCUCAAUGGCAUUGCCCUCCGUGUGCCCACACCUAACGUCUCAGUCGUGGACCUUGUCGUUCAGGUGGAGAAGAAGACCUUUGCAGAGGAGGUGAAUGCUGCAUUCAGAGAGAGUGCUGAGAAAGAGCUUAAUGGAAUUCUGUCUGUGUGUGAUGUGCCACUUGUAUCGGUGGACUUCAGAUGCACUGAUGUGUCCUCAACCGUUGACUCUUCGUUAACCAUGGUUAUGGGAGAUGACAUGGUGAAGGUGAUUGCUUGGUAUGACAAUGAGUGGGGCUACUCACAGAGGGUGGUUGAUCUGGCUGACAUUGUUGCAACCAACUGGAUAUGAUCCUGUUUUACCAGUUGAGUAUCAACUUUUUUUUCCUCUUCCUUUUGUAGAUUAUCAUGUUUUCAAAAUUGUAAUGAGAAUUUAGACAAUUUCUCAUAUUUUUGAAAUCUUAAACCACAUCAUUCUGUGAUAAAUUAAUAUAAAAUUACGGCAUUUUGUAUUUAAUUUUUUUGCUUCAGUUGAAUGCUGAAGCAAAUACUCUUGUUUUUUACUUUGAUAGAUUAUGCUAAUGCAAAAAAUAGAGAAUUUGCUUCGGGAUUCAGUCUAAGCAAAAAAUUUUGAAUAUUUGUUUCAAAUUUUUUUUGCUUCGGCCUAUUGCUGCUGCAAAUAUUCCAUUUUUUGCUUCAACUUUCCUAACCGAAGCAAAAACCCCAUUUUUUGCUUCUGUGAUAGGCCGAAACAAAUAGCUUCGAAGCACCAGAUACCUUUUUCUUGUAGUGGAAAAAAAGUCGAAGGCUAACGUCAUCACUACUUCAGAUGACAUUAUCAAUAUGACCUGUCGAGACCUACAUCUUGCCCCCUUUUUGGUGGUCUUUUUAGUGUUAUGCUUCAUUUUUUUAUUUUGUGGUUAUAGGGGCUUUUGAUUUUUUGAAUGUCUUUAGAAAUUGUAUCAAGUUUCUUGGAUAUGCAAAUUCUCUAAAAUUUCUUUGAAUUUAAUGUUCAAGUCCUUCCCAAGGGCUGUGAUUUGGUGCUAUUGAUAAUGUAUUGUGUGAUUUGAAGCUUUUGGAGUGGAUUUUGUUUGA